UAUUCUGGUCGUUAAGUAAUCAGCCAAUGGAGAUUUAAUAUUGUUUUAUCGUUGAGCUGAUUUAUUGGGGAAAUAGCUUUGGAUGGAGUGUGGAUGGUUGUGGUAUUUUUUUUUCCAGAAAUUAAUAUAAUUACAGGAUUUAUCAUUCUUGGGAAUAUAUUUUGAAGGGCUGUAUUCGGUAUCCUAUUCUUCAUUGCUGUAGUGGAGUAUGAUUUCUAGAGACAUGGAUGUUCAUCGACAGCAUUGAUGAGAGACACUGGAGAGUGUAGGGGCUAUAAAUAUGAAGACACGGCAGGUGUCGUCUGCUCCACUGGCUGGGUCCCCCCUCAGCAGUCUGUCCACCAGUUCCAGUAGUCUAUCGUUUGAGGGGAUACCUGACGAAGUCACCCGCCUGUCAGAGGAAAAGAGUAAAAAUGUCAAAGGAGGAGAUGAAACAGUAUGGAAGGAAGAAAUUCGAAAACGUAUGGAAGAUGAACUCAAUGCUCGAGUGCGUGAAGCCUUAGAAACACCUCCAUUAGAAAGAGCUGAGCGUCAGCGCCUGUCCAGUCAACAACAACAAAGUGCUCGUAGCAGUCUUGAUAAACUCAACUCGCAUCUCCUGUUUGAACUCAAUGACAAAAAUCAUGCCUAUUUGAAGGCUAGGAAGUGGCGAGCUCUACAGGCAAAGAAGCAGAUGCAAAACUUAAUGAGGAUGAACUACACACUGACGCCAGCUCCCACCAGCACCAUUGAUGUUAUCUUCAAAGACAAACUCUCAAAAUCCAAUCAGGAUGAAUUCCCAGGAGUGUUUGGUCUUCAGACAUUUUCUGAGGGAAUCAAAGACCGUAACAGUUUAGAAAAAUAUCCAUCUUUAAAGCAAAUUCACAGACAGUUUUACACCAAAGAAGGCUUUUUAGCUGCCUUGAAUUCAGGACACUUUCCAGAUGGGUCAAAAUUUGACUGUAAUGAAAAUGGUGCAUAUAAAGACAGAUUUGGUGUGAUUCGAGACCAGCAUGGUCCUUUCUGGCCAGGAGAAUGGGGCCCCCUGUUUCCAACACCCAGAUUUCAGUGGUUUACAGAUAUCCUUGAAGAACCGCUAUUUACCUCUGCUCACAAUCAACAGUUUACAAAGACUUUCGACAACCAACAGACACCAUAUACUUCAAAAUGGCGAGGGGUGUUGAUCGUGUAUGAUUCGGAACGAAGCAGUCGUGAUCAUUCUCCACAGCCUGUUCCAGACGGAUGCUGUCCUAAUCUAGUCUUUGAAUCCAGAUUUGAGAGUGGAAAUCUACGCCAAGCUCGAAGAGUGGGUCAAUGUGAAUAUGAAUUGGUGCUAAAAACAGACUUGUACACUAACCGGCACACACAAUGGUACUACUUCAGGAUCCAGAAUGCUGUCCCAGGGCUGGUGUACAAGUUCAGGAUAGUUAAUUUACUCAAGCGAGAUAGUCUCUAUAAUUACGGAAUGAGGCCACUUUUAUACUCAGAGAAGGAUGCUAAGGAUAAGUCUGUAGGAUGGAUCAGAGCAGGUCAUCAUAUAAGUUACUCAAGAAAUGUCAUGCAUUUACACUGCCCCUUACUCAUGAGGGGAAUUCCCUACUAUGAAUUAGAAUGGCAAAUGGAAUUUCCCAAUGCAGAGGACACCUUUUAUCUUGCCCAUUGUUACCCCUAUACAUUUACUGAUCUCAAGGAGGAUUUAGACGCCAUAUUGAACAACCAUGAGAGUCGGAAGUGGAUCAAACGAGAGGUCCUGUGUGAGACAAGGGCAGGGAACAGCUGUUUUCUGGUUACUUGUACCAACUUUGAUACCUCCCGAGAAGAGCAGAUCAAGAAGAAGGUCGUAGUGGUGACAGCACGUGUCCAUCCUGGAGAAUCUCAAGCCAGUUGGAUGAUGAAAGGUCUACUGGACUUUAUCACUAGUGGAGAUCCUGUCGCAAAAGAACUUCGCAAUAGGUUUAUAUUUAAAGUAGUUCCCAUGCUCAAUCCUGAUGGCGUGAUUGUGGGAAAUUAUCGGUGUUCUUUGGCAGCCAGAGAUUUGAACCGAAAUUACCGGCAUCCAAGGAAGGAGAGCUUUCCAACAGUAUGGUUUACCAAAAGUAUGAUGGAAAAAAUUCUGGAACGACAUGAUAUUGUCCUAUACUGUGACCUACAUGGACACAGCAGAAAACACAAUGUGUUCAUGUAUGGAAACAACACAUCAGAAGUGGAGACAGAAGAGGGGAUUGGUGCUGCUCAGGCCUAUCUCAGAGAGAGGCUCUUCCCAUGGCUCAUGUCACAAAGGUCUCCAGACAAGUUUUCUUUUCCAUCCUGCAAAUUCCAAAUCAAAAGGUGUAAGGAGUCCACAGGACGCGUGGUAAUGUGGCGCCAAAUGAGGGUCCUAAACAGUUUUACACUGGAGGCCACAUUUAGUGGCACUAUCCUUAACAGGAAAGAAUUGCGUCAUUUCAAUAUUGGUGACUUUAUGGAGAUGGGGCGAGUGUUAUCUCAAGUGGUGCUAGAUUAUGAAGUAGCUCAGGAAAGCAAAUCUAAACAGACAGAGGUUGUGUUGGACAUGACAAGGUAUAUCACAAACCAAGUGUUAGAACAAAGAGGCAUGAUUGGUGCAAGUAUUCCAAAUCUUCAUUCACUGUCUACCAAAAAUGGAAAAAAUAGUGAUGCUGACUCUGGAAUUGAUGCUAGUCAAGACAAUACGCCCGUGUUAGAUGGUAGACAGAGCACUAUAGACGACCACUUCCUGUACCAGGGCAGGGCUGACUCAGGAGACGACUCGGGCCGCAAAACAGAAAAGAAGAGGAAAGCAGACUCCAAGAGUCAUGCCAGUCUCAGUCGUAAAGAAGUGGACACGUUGAUAGAUAAAGAGUCAUUGAAGACAAUGGAUGGCUGUUUGAAAAUACUCUCAGACCUCAAUGUCCGUGAGGCCUUACAGGAAUCUGAUUCUAGUGAUAGUGACAGUGAAUCCGAGCCUGAAAUGAAAGCAGCAGAUUCCAAACCAAAGAAGAAAAAACGCAAGUCCAAGAAGCAACGAGAUAAAGAACAUCAAGAACGCAAGGGAGGGUCAGGGAGUUCAGACAAAAAACAGGAGGAGCGCUCUAAGUCACUUACGCAUUGUUUCCAAUGUAGUAGAAAUUUACAUGGGGCCUUGCCUUCUAUUUCUUGUUCUGAUGCUCAACAUGAUGCCCUUGGUAACCCUGGCAACCUUAACAAAAAGGCUUUCCAAGGUUCGUUUGUCUUGCACAGAUCCAAGACCACCUCAAACCUGGAAAAGUACAAAAAACAAACUCUGGACAGCAGGUUUGUCAGCAAAUAUGAAGGGAGGAGGAAUGGUGGCAUACCUUGCUUCUCAGAGGAGCGAAGUAUAGAGCGGGCAGCAAAGAGAAUGGCAGAUAUGAAGAAAAGAAAUGAUGAAGAAAAACAAAGAGAUAUGGCAUUCUUUUCCAAUUACCAACAACUGCUGAAGUAUCUGGACCAGGCAGGACAACCCCCCUCUAUAGAUACAAAUUGUCAACUUUCCAGCAGAUGCUCCGACACAGAAAUGCCUGAAACCACUUUUGCACGUUUCCCACGGAGAAUCAUAACACUUCAACAGGACCGACCCAUGUCUCCCCAUUCUUUACGACGUCAGGUGCCCAUCUCUCUUGUGGAAGGUGGCCCGACCAUUGCAGAAACUCUGGCCCGAAUCCGGCCACGUGAUCAUUUUAUGUCUCAGUGGAUGAGAGACUGGAUCUGUAACACUACUUUUGAUCUUCCCUUUACCUCUAACACUGAAUCAUUUCGAGACAUGACCCCAAAUUGCCUGCCGGCCACUAUGCCCUCAGUCCGAGACAUAAGUUCUGAGGAAGCGAGUGAUAGUGAUGUCCCUUCCUCCACUACCAUUACGCUCGCCGCCCGCUCUAACCCUUAUAAUCAACACAUAGAAGCCAGUGGCAAUCUCCAUCUCGCUGGCAUUGCCGCGCAAAAACGACAUAUGAGGAGUGGUCCCGUACUGAAGACGUUCACUCGCCAUAUUCCCUCCAGCUCAUCCACGCCCUCCCCCUUCUUGCCCCACAGCAUGACGCCCAUCUCCUCUGAAAUAGAUGCAGCUAAGAUUGAGAAGCGUUCCCGUAUCAGCCGUACCCCAGGUCCACUGAGUGGAGUUACCCAGGAAGCGAUAAACAGAGUUUGGGGUACGAACUUGCACGGCAGUCCUCGCAUGGGUACUACGGAUCUAACAAAAAUCUCGCCUUCAGUGCUACAUCGAGAGUAUCUCAAUGUCGUGCUAGAACGCCUGAAAAAGCGAUCACCAACACCAGUUUGAGUGCAAAGGUGUAGAACUUUCUUGCGGUGUUGGUUGUUCGUCAUUCCUGGUUUUUCUUCUUUGAUAGAUAGAAGUAGAUUAUCAACACAUUAAAAUAUCUUUCUGAGUUUGCGCUUCCACAAGGAGAUAACUAGAACUUAUAGUGAUACCAGAUAAUGCUGAUCGUGUUCAUUAAUACACUAAAGAAUUUCACUAGAUAUUAAUGAUUAGUGUUUGAUAUAUUAUUUUGACUUUAGUACCUGUAGUAUCAACCUCAUUAGGACAGCUUUAGUUAGGCCACUUAAAUUUAAUUAGUAGAUUGAUAUUCAUGGUCACCAAAAGAUGUGGGGCGGAUGAUGGGGAGAAUUUUAAUUUCUUAGACAAGAUGUUGACCACAAAAGUGAUUUUGUCCACAGAGGAAGGAGGCUAUUAAUGCCUUAUUUCAAAAGAUUCUGAAAAAGUGACCAGUAAUAAAUCUCAUAAAUACCAAUGAAAAUACAAAAUUGAGAAGGGCAAAUCUAAAGUUCUGUAAGCGUCAGGGGUGGGAUCAUGUGCCUAGAAGGAGUAAGCAUCCCUGUUGACAGUCACACCCACCAUGAGCCCUGUAUCUCGAUCAGGAAACAGAGUAGUCAGUAUGUUAAUAGCGACCUAUCAUGUCAUGCUAUGCCUUUUCCCCAUAAAUGGACUCCAGGUGAUGCCUUCAUUUCAAACACAAAAAGGUAUUGUGUUUCUGUUUUUCACAGAUGUCCUGUUUGUAUAACAAAUGAUGGCUGCUUUCUGGACUACAUUAAUGGGAAAAAAAUGCUGUAAACUAUGUAUUUCAAAUUAAGCAAAAAGUUCACAGAUAUGAUUUGAAAUUAAUUGAAUGUAUUUGAAUUCCAUGCUUAAAAUUAGGAGGGUGGCAUUAUUCAUUUGCUGCAUUCGUGAGGAUUUCCGUUGCAUUAACUUUUGGAUUUUAAAUGUUUGAUAUUUAUAUUAAACACAAUGUAAGGUUUUAGGCAUGAAGUAGCAUCGCCAAACUCUGUACAUUCUGUUGACAUAGUUUUUUAUUUGGGGUCAUGAAUAUCAUUUUCAUUUCUUUUUCAAGCCUGAUUUAUGUGAUUUUGACACGCUUUGUCUGGACGUCCGGCUGGAGUGGUCUGCUGUCACUUUUUCUACUUACAAAAUUAUAAGAACCUAUAAAAGUAGAAGUUUGCCUUUUCAUCACUAAAACUGGUGACAAACCACCCCUUCCUCUCAUUCACACCCGUCAGCAUUGGAGAAAUAAUGAAAACCGUUUUGUUUUUCUUCAGUUUUACCAGAGACAUAAAACAAAUUUGGGGCUUGUCGAUUUUUAUGGGGUGGGCAGUGAUUAUAAUUAUCGAUUAAUUUUAAGUGGCCUUAUGUAUGCUGUCAUCUGUAUGUUGUCAAAGGCUUCAGAUAUAUCUAUAUAUAUGUAGAAAAGCAUGGAUAUCUUUUUUAUGUCCCCUAUAAUGUGAGAUUCGGAGGCGUAUAGUUUUUGGUCUGUUUGUCUGCAAAAACUUUCAUCUAGCCAUAGUUUUUUUAAUAGAGGGUGAUAGGGCUUUCAUAUUUCACAUGUGUAUUCCUUUUGACAAGACCUUUUUUGGAUACCAGAAUUACUUUGCUGCCAUUUUCAAAAACGUAUCUUGUUUUUGUAUUGAUACAUAUUUAAAUAAGUACAUGUAUAUAUAAUCCACUUGAAAUCGUUAAAACUGUUGUCAGGACAAAGGCAUUGAAAGUAUGUAUGUACCUAGAACAGCAGUACACUAGUGGAAGAUAGCUGUACAUAAUACUUGUAGAUUACUGUCAUAAAAAUAUAUUUAAUGAUGGAGAAAACAAUGUUAAAAAUGAACCCAAUUGAAAAAUAUGUGCCUGUUACAUCUUUGAAAUAUCUGUAAAAUUCAAAAUGAUCAUGACAUUAUUAUUUUUAUUUCACACAGAGUCAAUGAUAUAUACAUAUAUAUAAUGAAAAUUAUGGUCCGAGUUCAAACUAAUAAUAGUUUGGGGUUUUCAGGUACGGGGGUUCAAAGCCAGAGUCGAUUCCUGACCCUUCUGCUGACUAGACAACGGAAGAAGCCCAGCCAUACUCCCACCCACACUGUUCUGUGAUGUCUGCUAGAAAGCUGUCACGACAGUGGAAUGGAACUAGUCAUUGACAAUUACGUCACUAGUCAUGUGACUAGAAUACUGGGAUUUUGCCUCCUGAUCAUUGCCGUUACAUUGAGAAAAUCUUGCCAUUCGUGUGCGAGACAGGUUCCCGGAGUCAAACUUCCUCAUAUCAUUACCAUCUUGUAUUCUAACAGAUUUAGUAGGUUUCUUUUACUUGGUGACUUUUGCUAAAUUCAUUUAUUCUCUGUACAGCUAGACAGUCAAAGAAAAAGAUGUAGAUGAGGACUAAAUAAUUUUUCGAUGAAUAUAAAGCUGUCUAACCAGUUGUCUUUCAGGCAUUUUUUUUAUUUAAAUAACACAUUAAACACUUAUGGAAGGAAGUGACUUAAUGCAUGUGGGAUAUUUGUCUGUCACUACAGCAAUCUUCUCCAAAAUCAGUCAGUGGAAAGUUCUGUAUACAAAUAUAGACCGGUUUCCCUAAACCAGUCACAAACUUUCUGCAUAUGAUGAUAUUUUUAUAAGACUUUUUUUUUUUAAUUUAUCGGGGGGAAAAAAAUCAUGUAUGCAUUAAUCAUAGUUUGUGCAUUCCUACUUGUAGACAUAAUAUGUCAAUGCAUAUGUAUAUCAUACAAAUUUAUUUAUAUUUUGUUAUAGAUAAAAAAGAAAGAAAACCCUGACUAUUAGUACAUGUGAUAUAUAUAUAUAUAUAUAUAUAUAUAUAUAUAUAUAUAUAAGCUUAUUUUUGUUUAGUUUAUUUAAUACAAUAUGAAAUACAGAAA
Ostrea edulis (European flat oyster) is the source of this 7140-nucleotide messenger RNA. Its product is annotated as cytosolic carboxypeptidase 2-like. Bases 281 to 4273 code for a protein of 1330 amino acids. NCBI's taxonomy places the organism in Eukaryota, Metazoa, Mollusca, Bivalvia, Ostreida, Ostreidae. Gene Ontology annotation, biological process: proteolysis. The record is from RefSeq and is a predicted model, not a curated record. The transcript has 29 exons. Gene Ontology annotation, molecular function: metallocarboxypeptidase activity; zinc ion binding.